Messenger RNA from Sinocyclocheilus grahami, 1797 nucleotides. It is a transcript of the gene leprotl1, whose product is annotated as leptin receptor overlapping transcript like 1. Gene Ontology annotation, biological process: negative regulation of growth hormone receptor signaling pathway; late endosome to vacuole transport via multivesicular body sorting pathway. Bases 138 to 533 code for a protein of 131 amino acids. Gene Ontology annotation, cellular component: endosome. NCBI's taxonomy places the organism in Eukaryota, Metazoa, Chordata, Actinopteri, Cypriniformes, Cyprinidae. The transcript is spliced from 4 exons. The record is from RefSeq and is a predicted model, not a curated record.
UCGCGCUCACCGGAAGUGGCCUCGUCCGGCGCGGUGCGCAUGCGCAGUGAGGAGCGGAGCAGCAGAAGCCCGAGGAGUUUCUUCAGCGUUAAUUAUUCAGCCUGUGUUAAUUAUUAGUGUGUUUGUGAAUCUGCACGAUGGCGGGAAUCAAAGCUCUGAUCAGCCUGUCGUUUGGAGGAGCGAUCGGUCUGAUGUUCCUCAUGCUGGGCUGCGCUCUGCCCGUCUAUAAUGCGUACUGGCCUCUGUUCCUGCUCUUCUUCUACAUCCUGGCACCUAUCCCAUACUGCAUCUCUCGCCGCGUGGUGGACGACACAGACUCGGCCAGCCACGCCUGCAAAGAGCUGGCCAUAUUCCUGACCACAGGCAUCGUGGUGUCCGCCUUCGGGCUGCCCGUCAUAUUCGCCCGCGCUCACGUGAUGGCCUGGGGAGCCUGUGCUCUGGUGCUGGCGGGAAACAUCGUGAUCUUCGCCACCAUCCUGGGCUUCUUCCUGGUGUUCGGCUCCAACGAUGACUUCAGUUGGCAGCAGUGGUGAAGCAGGACUCUCCGCUCAUCUCACUCUGACAUUACCGUUUUAUUUAUAAUCGCCGCCCAUUGAUAGAAGCAGGAAUCCAGUGCAAUAAUUGUGUUAAUGUUAGAUGGCUCUGACCUCAGAUAGACGCUCUCUCGUGUCCUUUCUCGUUAUGAAUGCAGGUGGUCGAACAGAAACACUGUUUUUCUGAAGCUUUGAACACUUUGCUUUGCAUUUCUCUUUUACUCAGUUUAUUUAUUUGUUCCUGUUCUCUGUUGAUCAUCGUAUUAAACGUGACAUCGUCGACCGAAGCUCGUUAUGUUGAUUUGAUGAGUCUGUUUUUAUUGCAUAGCGACGCGUUUGUUUCCCGCAAACAUUUAUUUUAGAGAAAAACCCAGAGUAACCGGUUAUUAGGUAACUAUGAACACGCAGAUGAAACGCAGGUCAUGUUUGUUUUAGCUCAUAUCCAUCGUUCAUAAAGACAAGAUGGUGUGAGUUUCUCUGAAUCAGACGCUCGGUGUGUGACGAGAGGUUAAAGUCAGCAUGAAAUCUCUUGAUUUAUCAGCGCACAAUAAAUCGGUAAAUAUAAAGUUGGCCUUAUAAUCUUUAUUUAUUCAUGUAGAGAAACUUUUCGACCAUCCAAUUAAUAAUUCCUGAUGGAUAAAAUCAAGUCUUAUCCUACACUUGUUUGCUCUGUUACAUGUUUCUAUGGAAACCUAUUUCCGUCACAGAAUCAAAAAAUUGCUACUUUUUAACUUUCCUCGCCAGAGCUGUAAGAUAUUUGUAUCUCACAGCUUUUCUCUGAGUUUUCAGUUUGCGUCUCGCAAUUGUUUUUUUUGGCACAGAAUAAAAACAAUUUUUAAAAACUGUAUUUUUGGCUUUUCUUUUUUAUGUUUGCUCAGAAUUGAGAGGCGAACCCACAGUUCUGAGACGAAAAGUCUGAAUCAUAAAAUAUAAACUCAUAAUUGAGGAAAAAAGUCAGAGAUUAAACUCGCAAUUACGGUUUUUAUUUUUUAUUACAUGGUGAAAACUAAAUGCAAACUCAUCAAAGAAUUGUGAGAAAAGUCAAAUCUUGCAGUUCUGACUCAGUUUUUUAAUUCUGUGGCACAAAUGCGCUUCCAUUCAAUGCAUUGGUAGAAAGUGCUGUUUCAUAUUGACUUUAAAGCUUCAAAGAGACGUUCUGUUAUUUUAUAUCUCACUCUUUGUGCAGAAACGGCGCAGGUAACAUCGUGACUUUUUCCUCUCUUCUUGUUCAUUUUUUAAAUAAAUGCCAUUUUUGAAAAAAAAA